UGGAUUCUGCUCCUCCGUCAAAGUUUUGCUUUUGCUCCAACUUUUGCCUUUGGCUUCAGAGUCAUUUUUCUCUUCAUGUUGCACCGAGUUAGUUUUAGAUUGCGAGAAAAUUCCUGUGAAAGUGUCUGAAUCAAAACUCUGUGAAUAAUUUACAAUUUUGAGAUAUAUUUCCUUCUUUAAGUGAUUUAUAAACCACAUAUUUUAGUUAAUUUAUAUGUAGUCUACACAAAAAUAAGUUUUAUUGAGAAAUACCUCAAAGCUUUCGGAUUAAGGACAGAAAGCUCACAGGAAAAUUCAAUCAAUAUAGAGGGUUUUUUUUGAUUUGGCAAUGAGACGUCUAAGUUUUCGACAAUUUGAGGAAUCGUGACAAGAUUUGGAAGAAUAUUGAGCUCAAAACACAACACCACAGAAUUUACUAUUAGAGAAUAUAUUUGUUCUCAUAGGAAGGAAUUCACAUAAAGUGAAGGAAUUGAAUUGUCCUGCAAUGAAUGCGAUCAAUUUAUCAUGUUUUCUCACCAGUUUAACACUUCUUAUUGCAAUGGUCUUUCACCCAGUUAGUGGAAUCGACUGUUUUAAAUGCGUCUCCUUCAAUGGCGCCAAUAAGGCGUGUGAUGACCCCUUCCACAAUAACUACUCUACAGCGAUCCUCGAAUCUCCUUGUAUGGGCGGAAGAAAAGGGCGCGAUGGCCUCUUUCCGGCAACAUCCUGUAUUAAAAUUGCCGGAUACUACGAUGAUACGGGUGAAACGAUAACAGUUCGGGGUUGCGCCCUAGAUAGUGGAACUUUAACGACUGAUACGGAAAUCAUCCGGAUGUCGCACUGUGGAAGGUUCUACUACGACAACAGAUACGUACAUGGCUGCCUCCAAAGCUGCAACGAUGCCGAUGCCUGCAAUGCAGCACCUCACCUAGCCAAUACCGACGUCCACCUAACUCUGGUUCUUUUCACGUUAGCCCAAGUCUUUUCGUUGCUUCCGAGAUAACACUCCCAGGGUAUUACCACGUCUAACCCAUAAAAACUGCAGCCAUCGUCAAAAUACCACAUCUCCCUUCGCUUGCUCACACUUUCACCCAUUUUCCCACCUUCCGAUGAUAAUUUAUCACCACCAAUUCCUUUAUGCUAUGUGUUGGCACAACAGAAGGGUCAAUUGCUUUAAGAUAUAGCAGAAUACCGGAGCAAAUCACUGAUUAAACUAUUUACGUAAAGAUUCUCUUCUCGUAAUUUAGUAAAGAAAAUUUAAAAUUAUCUCUUCUAUAGUUUUGUAAUUAGGAUACAGGGAGAAGUGGGGCAGCUUUGAAUUGGGGAACCUUCGUUAUUGGUCUCUGGAGCUAAAGUAUAUCAUGGUAAGGUCCAAUUCUAUUAAAAAAAUAUAGGAGAAAUAAGUCCAAUUUUAAGGUUGCCCCACUUCUCCAUAAAAAUAGGUAUUCGGAAUUUUUUUGUAGCUGGACUUCAGUCCUUUAAGGACAUAACUAACAUACUAUAUGUACCAAUAAUUUUUUUAAUUAUAUUUCUAAACAUUUUCUCUAUAAAGAAUAUUUGCUAUAAGAAUUAGCAAUUAGUAAAUUAGUUUUUUGACGCAGUAAGUUGUUUUAUCAACUGCAGCUGAUUAAGCAGCAUAUUUUCAUAAAAUUGAUCAGAAAAAUGAAAUGUCGUCAGUAUAAAGAGGAAAUCAUAAAAUAUAUAAAUAUUCAAAGAUAGGGAAAUUUUAUUCGAAAAUCAAAAUGAUGAAUUUAUGAAUCAUUUUGGCAUGUUCAGUUAAAUUUAUAAGGACCAAAGAGGAAAAUGGGACACCUUUGAAAUUGGGCAUGUUCCUUCUACUUCUAAAAUGUAUUUGAGCUACACAAUUAGUUUGUCGAGCUAAAUAAUACCAUGAUAAAGUCCAGUUCCGUUUAAAAAUAGAAGAAAAAAGUCCUAUUUUAUAGGUUCCCCAAUUCAAAGGUGCCUGACUUCCCCUCAAUGAUUCAUCCCUCUUUAGUUUUUUACUGACCAAAAUGGAUUGUUUUAUAACGUUUCUUAAUUAUUUACUUAUUUUAUUUUUUUAAAAUUAAGUUAUCUUGUCUUUUGCGGAUCAAAACCGUAUAUCCGGUAUAUCCCAUUUUAGUCGCCCUUAAAGGGAUAAAAGUUUGCUUUGUCAAAUACAAUUAGGGGAAAGUGCCCAUGCUUUGCACGGUCCCAAGUUUUAUAAUGACUAAAUUUUUCCUAUGAUUCUAAAUAAUUGCGACUCCGCAAUAUAUUUUAAAAACAAGACACUUUCCCGUAGUUUUUAGAAUAUGGACGAUAUGAGUCACAUUUAUUGAAAAACAUACGAAAAAUUUAGUCAUUGUAAAGCUUGGGAUCGUGUAAAGCAUGGGCAUUUUUCCCUAUAAUAGAAUAGAACCACAUUGACCGUCAAAUCGUUUUCGUUUCCUCUCACGGUGUUUAAGAAAUUUAUGUAAGAGUAAGUAUUAUAGCAAUUAUCAGGCUAAUAUAGACCUGUUAAGUUCAUGAAUUGCUAAUUACAAGAUUUUAGAUUACUUAUAAUUAUAUUUAUAUAGAAGAAAUAAGAUGAAAUUGCAAGAAACUUUGUAAUAGCAAUUUUUUUGGUUGUUACUAAAAUAAAACCGGUAAAUUUGACGGUCAUUGCGAUUAUACCUUUUUCUCUAAACAUUGUUUUCUAAUAAUGUUAAAUUUUAAGGACGAAUUCCAAAUUGUAUUGAAAAAAAUUUUACUUCAAUUUAAUCUUGAUUUUAGAAUAAAAUUGUGAUUAUCAAAAAUAGGAACUGAUUAAUUAUAUAAAACGCUUAAAGUUGAAUAGCAAUUGACCCUUCGGUAUCAUAACCACUCCUUAUGCAAAAUAAAAAACUCUCAUUUUUUACCUUAAUAUUUUUAUUAUAUGCUUUUUACAAGAAAAAAAGACAUUAUUCUCAUCUGGCUGUUAAAGAAAAUUUAAGAUCAAUUUACUAAAUAGACUAGGGAGUGGAAAGGCCUCAUUCUCUGAUACCCACAAACCCAGACACUUAAAUGCAUAUAGGAUGAAAGUGCCUACAUCUCAGACAUUUUAUUUCUCCAAUUUAAUUUAAAAUACCCUUUAUUAUAGACAUAUUUGAGAUAAGCUCUUAAUAUGCUCCAGCCACUGAAUACACAUGAACCAUUUAAUUAAAUAUAUAAUCACUGCAAUAUUGCUGAAAUCAUACAUUGUUUAUGUAAAUGAUAAGUCUUUCAGAAUAAAAAAAAACACCUCAAAGAACCAAUAUUAUACAAAUGAAACAGGACAGGAGAAAUGAUUCAUGUACCAUUUUGGUGUACCCACUUUUUGAUAAACAGGAAAAACUAUCAAUUGCUUAACUCUACAACUAAAUAAAAUAGUUCUUAUGUAUUAAAUGGGAAGAAAGAUACCUAAUAAUGCAAUGUGUGGAGAAGAUCAUAAUUUUAACUAAAAGGAAAAACAUAGAUUUUAGUCUAAUGGAAAGAAAACAUGGCAGUCAUAUCAACAGAGAUUAUGUAUGAACUAUCAACUUAUUCCAUAUCGUGCACGAUUGACUCAUGUACUAAAGUAUCCUAAAAAUAAUCAUUAAAGCAUUAAAGAAAACUGUGAAGAUAAACAUUUUAAAAAUUUGCAUAAGUACUGUUAAAGGACAAUUUAGAUGUUUUAUCCCUAAAUAUUUUAAAAUGUUUCUUGGCUUUUCAUAGAUUUUAAACAUGAUUGUAUUAUACAAAUGAGAACACCCUCCAUGAAAAUUUUAUCGAUGUUGAAUAAGGAAUAAAUACAAUAUGGGUAUCACA
Messenger RNA from Phlebotomus papatasi, 3762 nucleotides. RefSeq lists its product as uncharacterized. Bases 485 to 982 code for a protein of 165 amino acids. The record is from RefSeq and is a predicted model, not a curated record. Gene Ontology annotation, biological process: sleep; regulation of synaptic transmission, cholinergic; positive regulation of voltage-gated potassium channel activity. Lineage: Eukaryota; Metazoa; Arthropoda; Insecta; Diptera; Psychodidae. The transcript is spliced from 5 exons.